Jaculus jaculus (lesser Egyptian jerboa) is the source of this 1383-nucleotide messenger RNA. RefSeq names its product zinc finger protein 449-like. The transcript has 3 exons. The record is from RefSeq and is a predicted model, not a curated record. Bases 1 to 1383 code for a protein of 460 amino acids. Lineage: Eukaryota; Metazoa; Chordata; Mammalia; Rodentia; Dipodidae. Gene Ontology annotation, molecular function: DNA-binding transcription factor activity, RNA polymerase II-specific; RNA polymerase II cis-regulatory region sequence-specific DNA binding. Gene Ontology annotation, biological process: regulation of transcription by RNA polymerase II.
AUGGCUAGAGCCAGCAACCAUGCUGCAGGAGCCUCCUUCUUGUUUAGCCAGCUUCCUCUUCGGCAAGAUUAUGGCGUGCAGUGUGAGGCGGCACGCCAGCGCUUCAGGCAGUUCCAGUACUCAGAAGCUGCACGGCCUCAAGAAGCUUUCCUCAAGCUCUGGGAGCUUUGCUCUCAAUGGCUGAAGCCAAAGAUGCAUUCUGCAGAAGAAAUCGUGGAGCUGCUCGUGUUGGAGCAAUUCCUGGGUAUUCUACCCUCAGACCUAGGGACCACGGUGAGAACGCAUGCCCCAGAGGAUCGACACAGACUUUUCUCCCUGAUAGAAGACCUGCAGGGAGAUCGUGGCAGACCAGAGUGGCAGGCCAACAAGGAUGAUAAACUGAAGGACAAACGUGGGCCAGAGCAUCCAUUAUUCAUGCUUUCAAACAUCCUCUCUCAGUCACCUACCCUCCAAGUAAUGGAACCUGUCACCCACCCCCUUGGCAUCCCACAAGCAGAGCUACAGGAGCUGAAAAACUUUGAUGAUGGCCAACAUCAUGCCUCUUUGGGCCUUGGUACCAGUUUCCACAGAUGGUAUGAACAGCUAGAAAUUCCUGGCAACAAAACUCCAAAACACCUGUUGGCUGACUGUCUGGAGCCCAUGACCUAUGAGAGGCCCAGCCCAGGAGACAUUGCUGGGAGCUCCCACCAGGAGCAACCUCUGGGCUCACAACCCCACAAGCAGAAGAGCCCGACUGAGAAAGCUCACUGUUUUGAUCAAUGUGGUCAGUGUUCUACUCAUAAGAAGCAGCUCAUUACUCACCAGAAACUCCACACAGGAGAGCCAGUUCCUGGUGGCCCCAGGUGUGGGAAAGGGUCCUUUCAGGGGGAAGAUCUCUAUGAGCACCAGUAUUUUGACAAGGGUCAGAGGCCCUGUGAGUGCUCUGUGUGUACCGAGUCCUACGGUCAUGUUACACAGCUUAGUGUGGGCAAAGGAAAGUACGCUAACAGGAAAAUAUACCACUGCUCACAGUGUAGGAGGAAGUUCGUGUAUAGGUCCAGUCUGCAAGCACACUUGAAAACUCACACUCAGGCCAAAUCUUUUGAGUGCCUCAUUUGUGGGAAGUCCUUUAAAUGGCGCUUUGCUAUGGUCAGACAUCAGAUAUCACACAAUUCAGAGAGGUCAUUUGCUUGUGAAUAUUGUCAAAAAUCCUAUAAGUAUAGGUCAGGCCUGCUGGCACACUUAAUUACCCACACGGAGGAAAAUGUCCCCAGUGGCAGUUCUUGCAGGCUGGUCCUCAGGAAGAGAGAAGCCUUUGUUGCUGACCAAGCUGCUGCUUCGGGAGCUGAAUUCCCCAUGAAUGAACUUAGCUUCACCGGUCGUGCAGAGGACACAACCCCUUAA